UAUAAUAUUAUAUAUGUUGAUAAUUGUUAAGAUAUGCUCUUAAUUAGUCAAAAUAGCUGGCUGCUAUGUACCUUUAUAUAUAACAUCAUCUCACCCAACCUACCCUUUUACCUUAAGCCAGGGAUUCCUACAAAUUUUUUGUCUUUGCAACUUCCCUUAAUUAGUGAAUAAGCUAUUAGGGUGUGGGUGUUGGUGAUUUUGAUUGUUGUUUCUCAAAUCUCAACCAACAUAGCUACCAAUCGAUGGAUCCAAAUUAUCCUAUAGGCGGCAGUGAUGAUUUCAUGAACAGCUUCCAAAUUGGUGAAGAUGGCACCAUAAUAUUCUCUGAUGAUCAAAAUCAGUUUUAUUAUGAUGCCAACCAACACCUUGAUCCUCUUUACCAGCAUGUUGCAGACCAACUUUUUGAUGAAUUUCCUCAGUACACAAGCUAUGUGGAAGAAGCUGCAGCUGCUCCUGUUGCCUCCACCGCGGUGGAUCCUUCUGUUGAGGACGCUGAUUUCUCAGAAACAGCAAAGUUUAUAACACAAGUUCUCAUGGAAGAGGGUGUUGAACAAAGGCCAUUCUAUGACCCUUUCAGCUUGAAUGCCACUGAGCAAUCCUUCUAUGAUGCUCUUAACGAUGUUCUCAUAGACAACAUCAACUUGCCACUCUCCCCCAAUGAACACCCUCUUGAUGUUCAUCAUCAAGGUGGAACAACCAGCAGCAGCAGCAGCGGCAGCAACAGUGGCAACAACAACGACAAUCAAAACAAUAACAACCCUGUUGAUGAGAACUCUAGCGAGUUUCUGAAGCCUUCUGUUUCUCCUGAUACCUUUACCUCUGGUGAUCAUCCUUUUCAGUUUAACUCCCAUGCCAUUUCUCAACAUGACUCGAAUGCUUCCUAUGUUACUAAUUUUGGUGUGUAUGAUGUGGAUACUUCUUUUACCAAGUUGUUGGCUCAAAAUAUUUUCAGCGACUCAGAUUCUGUCUCCCAGUUCAGGAGAGGCUUAGAGGAAGCUAGCAAGUUUCUUCCUCCGGGACCUCAGCUUGUGACUGGUUUUGAGACCACACCGGCUGUCGCUGUGCCUAUAGACGAACUAAAGGGAGAUAAAGCCGUUGGGUUAAAGGGCAGAAAGAAUCAUGAACGUGAAGAAUGGAGUGAUGAUACAGAAGAAGGGAGGAGUAACAAGCAUUCGGCAACUAGCAGUGUAGUUGAUGAGAGUGAAUUAUCUGAAAUGUUUGAUAAAGUAUUGCUUAGUAUUGGUGCCCCAAUGUGCUUUCCAGUAAACAAUGAAGUAGAGAAAGCUUCUAAUCCCUCAACCUCUAAUGGAGGGAAGGGUCGUCCUAAGAGACAAGGGAAGAAGAAGGAAACCAUUGAUUUGAGGACCCUUUUGGUUCUGUGUGCACAAGCUGUAUCUGCUUGUGACAACAGGACUGCCACUGAGCUUCUCAAGCAAAUUAGGCAGCAUUCGACUCCCUCUGGGGAUGCAACGCAAAGAACGGCUCAUUACUUCGCCAAUGGCCUUGAAGCACGCUUGCAUGGUGAUGGCACUGGAACACAAGGAUUCUACACCUAUGUCAGCACCAAGAGGCUAAGUGCUGCUGAGUUUUUGAAAGCUUACAAGGUGUUCAUGAGUGCCUGCCCUUUUUCGAAGUUUGCAAAUUUCUUUGCAAACAAGAUGAUAAUGAAAGCUGCUCAAAAUGCAGAAACACUUCACAUCAUUGAUUUUGGUAUCUUAUAUGGUUUCCAGUGGCCAAUUCUGAUUAAGUUCCUCUCAGACAGAGAAACUGGACCCCUCAAGAAGCUGAAGAUCACAGGAAUAGAGUUUCCCCAACCUGGUUUCCGUCCUGCAGAAAGACUUCACGAGACUGGUCGUCGUCUUGCUAACUACUGCGAGCGUUUCAAGGUUCCCUUCGAGUAUAAUGCCAUAGCAUCAAGGAACUGGGAAACCAUCCAGGUUGAAGACCUUAAAAUUGAGAGCAAUGAGUUUCUUGCUGUGAACUGUCAUAAGAGGUUUGAGAAUUUGAUGGAUGAAACAAUUGAAGUGAACAGUCCUAGAGAUGCAGUGUUGCAGUUGAUCAGGAAGAUAAAUCCGGAUAUUUUUGUUCAGGCCAUUGUUAAUGGAUCUUAUAAUGCACCUUUCUUUGCCACACGAUUCAGGGAGGCACUGUUCCAUUUUUCUGCAAUUUAUGACAUGUGUGAUGCUGUCAUCCCCCGUGACAAUGAGAAGAGAAUGAAGAUUGAGAGAGAGAUUAUAGGCCGGGAGGUUUUGAAUGUUGUGGCGUGCGAAGGUUUUGAAAGGAUUGAUAGGCCUGAGACAUACAAGCAAUGGCAGGCUAGGAAUACAAGGGCUGGUUUCAAGCAGCUUCCCUUGAAUGAGGAGCUAAUGGCCAAAUUUUCAGCCAAGUUAAAGGAAUGGUACCACAAAGACUUUGUCUUCGAUGAGGAUGGCAACUGGAUGCUUCAAGGUUGGAAGGGCCGCGUCUUAUACGCUUCCACUUGUUGGGUGCCUGCAUAGUGAGUUGCCACUGUCCUCUUGGUCUUGUUUCGGAACUCAUCCUAGACUCUUUAAGGUUCUGGUAAUCCUGGUUUGGUCUAUUAGCUUAACCUUGAGGUAUUGUGACUAUUAUUCAUCCAAGCUUUGCACAAAAAGCUACUCUGUAUAAUUAAUGGCUGCACUUCCUUUGUAGAAUUGAGACUCAUCAAUAUAAUGUAAUGAAGCUCUGUAAUGAUAUUUGAGGAGGGUAUAGCAGAGUCAGAAAGCCCUUUAAGCAUGUUAGAGCUAAAAUAUUUGCAAUGAGAACAUUCUGAGAUAUUUUCUCUCUGA
Arachis duranensis is the source of this 2807-nucleotide messenger RNA. Its product is annotated as scarecrow-like protein 31. Gene Ontology annotation, cellular component: nucleus. Gene Ontology annotation, biological process: regulation of DNA-templated transcription. The coding region runs from base 243 to 2498 and encodes 751 amino acids. Gene Ontology annotation, molecular function: DNA-binding transcription factor activity; sequence-specific DNA binding. The transcript is spliced from 3 exons. The record is from RefSeq and is a predicted model, not a curated record. NCBI's taxonomy places the organism in Eukaryota, Viridiplantae, Streptophyta, Magnoliopsida, Fabales, Fabaceae.